This is a messenger RNA of Paramormyrops kingsleyae, 1424 nucleotides long. It is a transcript of the gene sbds, whose product is annotated as SBDS ribosome maturation factor. The record is from RefSeq and is a predicted model, not a curated record. Gene Ontology annotation, biological process: cytosolic ribosome assembly; ribosome biogenesis. NCBI's taxonomy places the organism in Eukaryota, Metazoa, Chordata, Actinopteri, Osteoglossiformes, Mormyridae.
GCAGUCCGGACCUUUAAUGCGACGCACAGCGAUCACAACGCUGGUAGGAGAAUUAGUCUACUGCGUAUUUAGACUUACUUAAUUUAACAUUUACAGAACAAUCUACAGAUGUCAAUAUUCACGCCAACAAACCAAAUCCGGCUCACGAACGUAGCCGUCGUGAGAAUGAAAAAGGGGGGGAAGAGAUUUGAGAUCGCCUGCUAUAAAAAUAAAGUCAUGAGCUGGAGAUCUGGGGCAGAGAAGGAUCUUGACGAAGUCCUACAGACCAACACAGUUUUCAUAAAUGUUUCAAAGGGCCAAGUAGCAAAGAAGGAGGACUUGUCAAAAGCCUUUGGGACCGACGAUUUGACAGAAAUAUGUAAACAGAUCUUAGCCAAGGGCGAGCUGCAGGUGUCAGACAAGGAGAGGCAGAGCCAGCUGGAGCAGAUGUUCAGGGACAUCGCAACCAUUGUUGCGGAGAAGUGUGUGAACCCUGAGACCAAGCGGCCGUACACCGUCAGCCUGAUUGAGAAGGCCAUGAAAGACAUCCAUUACUCUGUGAAGGCCAACAAGAGCACGAAGCAGCAGGCACUGGAUGUGAUCAGGCAGCUGAAGGAGUCGAUGCAGAUCCAGCGAGCCCACAUGCGACUGCGCCUCAUCCUACCUGCCAAGGAGGGGAAGAAGCUGAAAGAUAAGCUGAAGCCCCUCCUGAAGGUGGUGGAGAGCGAGGACUUCGAUGAGCAGCUGGAGAUGGUGUGCCUGAUAGACCCCGGCUGCUUCCGGGAGAUCGACGAGCUGAUUCGCUGUGAGACGAAGGGGCGGGGCUCUCUGGAGGUGCUGAGUCUGAAAGACGUGGAGGAGGGCGAUGAGAAGUUGGAGUAGCGACCCAUUUGUCACACGGCCCCCAACACUAUGGCAACCAAGCAGAUCUUCAGAAUGCUCCUGCUCUGUUUUAUGAAUGGAUCCAUUUUAUAAUGGAAUAGUCUAAAGAGCCUCUUUUUUGCAAUCAGUGUUUGUGUUUAAAGCUUUUUGUCUUGAGGUAAAAACUCUGAAAGGUUCUGGUUUAAAGGAAUCAAGUGUCAUGUUAAUUUAAAAUCCUCUCAGACUUAUACUCAGUGGGUAUUUGUGGCUUCAGGAAGGUUUUGGGGAGCCAGUACUCUGCUGCAAAUUAACCACAAAUUAUUGGGCAUUUCUUAAAAAUAUUAUCUGUCAGUUUUCUCAUAUUUCAAUGCCAACAGAUAUACGAUUCUCUGUAGCCUCACUUUUAACUUGGGUGUUACUGAAUGAUAUGUCAGCAGCAUCGUAUAAGACUGCUGAUGCCUGUAUAACUAAGCACUAAAUAAGCCUAAAUUAUCCAAAAUGUAAAACUUGUAAUGAAAAUGGAAAAACUGAGUGUAUUUAACAUUGAAGACUAAUAAAAAUGCAUAUUAAGUUUUGUAUAUUGA